Molecule: messenger RNA, 1612 nt
Organism: Mangifera indica (mango)
Lineage: Eukaryota; Viridiplantae; Streptophyta; Magnoliopsida; Sapindales; Anacardiaceae
Product: transmembrane protein 161B-like
Exons: 2
Coding region: 894-1235 (113 amino acids)
Source: RefSeq, a predicted model, not a curated record
ACCCGCGAAACGUUGACUUCAACAUCCCGUCUAACUCUUAGCAACAUUUACACAAACAGAACAUGUUUACAAUCUUUCAAACCUACGACAAUUUAAUUCUACAGGCUACAUUUCUCUUUCCCUUUCUGUACUUCUUACUUACUUCAAAAUCCCCGCUCUUUUCCUGCAAGGUCUUUCACCUAUGUUCACCCUGAUAAUGUUGGCAACAAUAAUUCUCAACACGGUGUUAAAGCUGCUAUUCGAAGACCCUCUAGCUCCGAUUCAGGCUCUGGCCUUGAUGGGUACCAGACUUUAUCGUCUAAAACAAGUGCUGAGCUCAAGAAGAGGAAUAAAGCCAAAGAAAAGUUUGGAUUUAUUUUAAGGAUUGUAGUAAUUUGUUCAUUUAUUCGUUUGUUGCAUUCUCUUGUUUGUUGCUUUACUUAUAAUUGAACGGAAGUCAAGAUUCUGGGGCUUUGACUGAUGGCGUUUUAGUUGUUAUUUUCUGGGGUUUGUUACUUUCUUCAAGGCGUUGUAUCAUUAGUAAAGUUGUCGUUCGAUAAAUCUGCAUCAAAGAGGUUAGAUAGGCAACUGAGUUUGAUUGUUGGGUUUCUGGGGUUUGUUUUAGGUCUCAUGAUUUGUUCUGGAAUUGUUCCUAAAGUACUGGAUUUUGAGAUUGAUUCCAUUGAUGGGUUUGGGAAGAUCUUUUGUGCCGUUUUAAUGGGCUGCAUUGCGGGUUGUCUUUAUAUGCCUGCAGGAAAGAGUGCCAGGUCAUUUUGGCUUGGAACCGAUCAGCUUCGAUGCAGCUUGGCUAUAAUUUAUUGUGGAUGGUUUGCUAGAAUAAUUCUAUAUGCUAACUAUUUGCUAAUUGUUUCUACGGCUUUGUUUGGAUUAAUCCAUUAGCCGAAAUUCUUAUCAUGAAGAGGAUUAAUGAUAGUAAAGGAUUACAGGCAGUUACUAGUGUUGGAGAUGCUGAGAAUUUGGUUGGGAAUAUAGGUUUUGCGCAGGAAGAUUUUAACAUGCUUAGACAUUGGUUCUUGUUGCUUUCGGGUAUCAUUCAAAUUGUGGCUCUACGUCCUAACUUGCAGAUGUAUUUGAAUGAAGCAGUUUUGUCUUGGUACCAAAGACUGCAUGCUAGCAAGUUCCCAGAUUUGGAUUUCAGUAGGGCUAAGGUUUUCCUGCACAAUCACUACUUGUGUCUUGUGGUUCUGCAGUUUUUUGCUCCAGCAAUCCUGGAUGUAUACCCCUAUCAGAUAUAGUGUAGCCAUGCAGGGGCUUAGGAUAAGUUCUCAGUUACAUCAUAAAGAGUCAUUGCACUCCAGGCACUACACUUAGGGGCCUGCUAGAGUUUUGUUAGUCGAUCUUGUUUGGAGUAGAAAUAUGUGUAAGUGAACAUUAAGAAUCUCCUUAUUGUUUCUCUAGUGUCUGCGGGCCAUACUCCCCUAGCCUAUUAGUAAAUUUUUUCUAUAUGCUAUAUUGUUUGAAAUUUUUGCUAGAAUCAUUUCUAAUUUCCACUCUUUGGUUUCUAAGAAAAAUUAGUAACUGAUCUCCACUUCGGAGAUAGCUUUAGUCCAUGUAACUGGAGAUAAGCUGAAAGAACAGAAUGAAAUAUCCUGAUCUCCACUUGCAUUCUAUG